Molecule: messenger RNA, 928 nt
Organism: Lacerta agilis (Sand lizard)
Lineage: Eukaryota; Metazoa; Chordata; Lepidosauria; Squamata; Lacertidae
Gene: ODF1
Product: outer dense fiber of sperm tails 1
Exons: 2
Coding region: 140-751 (203 amino acids)
Cellular component (GO): outer dense fiber
Source: RefSeq, a predicted model, not a curated record
GGAAUACAGCCAGAACACCAGUUGCUUGCUCCUUAAUGCAAACUUCUGGCCGGGGCUUGCAAGACCAAUUUUUUUUCCCCUGACGAGUGCCCUUUAUUGAAGGCUGUACUCGUCGGUUAAUAUGGUUUAAUGCCUACUCAUGGCAACGCUCUGCAACGCCCUGGAAGCUGUUAGGCGAGAUUUAAGGCGAACCGACAGAGAAAUAAAGAAGCGCUUAAGGCUUAUGGACAUGAGUUGCUGCCCUAAAUCCUGCGAAGUCCAGGCAACCUGCCUCUGUGAUAUAAGUCUCCACCCACACUGUUGCUGUCUUCUCCACCCCUACCCGCACUGCCUGUGUGACAUACUAUGCUGUCGUCCCUGUAGACCGCCUUGCCUCUCACCUAUGGAGCGUAAAGCUAUCAGGGCUAAGAUAGAAGCUGAGCAAGAACUGGCCAGAAUUCGAAGAAGGAUUACUAAGAUGAUGGCAGCAUGUAGCCGCCCAAAGCUGCUGGCUUUAAUGGACGUUAAGGGUUUCGACCCAGAAGACAUUACAGUGUGUGUACAAGAUGGGAAAGUUAAAGUGUCGGCUGAGCACGAGGAAGAAUUUAAGACUUGCAGAGGGAAGGAGUACAACUACUCAACCGUCACCAAGGAGAUCUGCUUGCCACCAGGGGUGUGUGAGAAUGAAGUCACUUAUACCAUAGGACCCUGCAGUCUCGUGAGGAUAGAGUCCCCAGGCUGUGUCCCUGCCUGCCUGCUUAGCCUGCUUUGAAGAAGACACUGGAUGAUCAGCUCUGGCAGCUGUUCAGUAUUUGGAUGCGACCUCAGUGGAUCCUCAGGGGAAUGGUUGUGUUUGGUUUCUUUUUUCUUUCUCUUUUUUAAUAUCGCCCUUUAAACGUGUUGCUGUCCAUGUGAACCUUCUUCCAACAACGACAAUGCUGAGCAUCUG